AUUUUUACAUUCUGAAGCAUAUUUUAUUCCCAGUUACAUUUCCUCUAGAUUGUUCAUGUGUGGAUUUCUGGGGCAUUUAUAAUGUUAUAUUCCACAUCUGACCUCUCCUUCAUACUUAGGCAAUACACUCGUUCCCCUCAAAAUGCAUCUGCUCCUUCUCCGUGGCUCUUCAGUUUGUAUCAUCCUCCAUAUUUCAGGUUCCAAGCGACAGGCAUGUCUGCUCUUUUGUUGUUCUUUUCAUCUUUUUUCAACUGUCAUCCAUUUUAAAGUGUUAAUUAUCGGAGAUGAGAAACAUCACCUUUCACGGAAUUCUACUUGGGCCAUAAAAUAUUUCAUAGCUGAAAUCUUGGACAUCUGCCUGGGAUGCUUAGAAUAAGUAAACAUGCCUUGUUUCCCUUUCCCAGUUUGCGGAGAUGAACACACCGGCCUUCUUCUCAGUGACUUGGCUCGCCUGGAACAGAUGGCCAUGAACGUCAGCCUCACUAGCCGGCUGCCUGCUCCGCAUAACAUUCUGUAUGGUCUUGAAAGUCUGACUCAGGAACUCAAGCAUAUGCUUUUGCCUCAGCGGGUCACAGAGAGACUCAUUCAGUUGGCAGAAGGCAGUCUGAAUAUGCUGGUGACAGAAAUGAAUGAACUUCUGACCAGGCAAAAUGAUGGACAGUUCACGGUGAUCCAGCUGGUGGGCAUGCUCAGGGGCAUCGCCGCGGGCAUGAAGUACCUGGCCGAGAUGAACUAUGUGCCCCAGGACCUGGCUGCGUGGAACACUCAUCACCAGUAACCUGGUGUGCAAGGUGUCCGGCCUUUCCCGCUACCUCAGGGACGACACCUCAGACCCCACCUACACCAGCUCCUUGGUGAGCCCUUCUGGGUCUUCUCGGGUCAAAGCACGGCCUGAGUGACAGGUGGCUGCACACGGCAGGACAUACUGGGAGGGUCUGGGACCUGAAUGCACCUGUCCAAGCUGGGGAGCCAGGUGCUGGCUGGGCCAUUCAUCCAGGAGAAACAGCGGGAGCUGGCUGUCCAGGUAAGCAUUUGGGCACUGGCUGCAGCGGUGGGGUCAGGGUCUCCCCUGAAGCCAUGCUGCUCCCUGGCCAAUGCAAGAGGAUGUUUUGGAACAUGAUUUGGGGGAAUUCAAACGUCUGGACAGUGGCAUCAGAGACCUCCGCCAGCUGGGAGCGGCUCCGGCGUGGCUGAGCACUGGGGCGCCAGGCGGACUCCUGGCCCCUUCCUCCCCGCCACCCCGCCAGCAGGCAGCUGUGAGCGCCGCCUCUCAGGUCCGUGAUGCUCGCUCGGCCCAACCCCCGCCACAGCCCUGCAGUGCUAGUCGUCUGUUCACACCAUUCGAUUCAGAACGUUCACAGGCCCAAAAGAGCUCUGAUUCCCUGUCCAAUUCCCCCUCCCAGACUCUCCGGCUCAGUGGCUGCACGAUCCAGCUCAUGACUGAGCCUAGGAAGCAGUCCUGACUCCUCUCUGUGCCUCUCUUUCCAUGUCCAGUCCCUCAGCAGCUCCUGUUGGUUUCUAUAAACUCUGUCCUUUUCUUUCCAUGUCUACUGUGCCCCCACCUGAUUCCAAAGCAUCAUUCUCUGUCACCUGGGCUGUUACUGUUCGUAUUUAGUCUCCCUGCUCUCCUUUUGUCUUCUGAAGGCCAUUUCCAACAGUGGCCAAAGUGACUGGUCUUCCUACCCACAUCCCUGCCACCUAUAUUCCUUCAGCUUGCAGAGAUGAUAAAUGAUUAUUACAAAAAACACAGCAAUACAGAGAAGAGGAAAGGAGUAACUCAGAAACUACUGUUGCCCUGAAGCAGGGUGUGGUACACAUUCCCUAAAAGGCCAUAGAGUAAAAAUUUUAGGCUUUGCUGCCUAAGAGGCCAAAGGAGGCUAUGAUGUAGAUGAUUACAGAACCAGUUAAAAUGUAACCCUUUAAAAAAUGUGUGAACACCAUUCUUAGCCCGUGGGCUGUAGAAAACCAGAGGACCCCACCAGGUUUGGUACCCAGGCCGUGGUUUACCGAUCCCUGCAUUAAAGCAUCAAUUUCAGAGGUUAGAUGUGGCGGCUUUCAGAGUCUUCUCCUCAUUCAAAAAAUUGGAAAAUAUUUACUUUAUAAAAAUGGGAUCAUACUGUGCCUAUUACUCGGUGUCUUGUGUGUUUCUGGGGCAUCCUUCCUCCAGGUUGCUGCUCUGAAAUUUGUAAACCUGCACACUCCACCAGGGAGCUGUGGUGCCUGUCUUCCAGCAGCUCACCAGCAAUGGGAGGAAUCAAUAUUUAAAGAUUUGCUAAUCCAAAGAUGAAUACUGAUAACUCAUUUUGUUUUAAUUUGUAUUUUCAACUGACUGCCAGAGAUAGUACCAUCUUUUUACACAGUUCCUGGGAUUCAUGUUUCCUCUUUGGUUAAUUAUCUGUACAUGUCUUUAUUUUUCUAUUGGGUUAUUUUCUGCUUUCUUAGAAAUUGAUAAGAAUUAUUUCUGUAUUAGAGAUGUUAACUGUUUGCCUCCCUUAUUUGAUGCAAUGUGUUCUUCCAC
This is a messenger RNA of Camelus dromedarius (Arabian camel), 2518 nucleotides long. RefSeq names its product ephrin type-A receptor 8-like. Gene Ontology annotation, cellular component: plasma membrane; dendrite. Gene Ontology annotation, biological process: regulation of embryonic development; ephrin receptor signaling pathway; regulation of cell migration. The record is from RefSeq and is a predicted model, not a curated record. Gene Ontology annotation, molecular function: signaling receptor binding; transmembrane-ephrin receptor activity. The transcript is spliced from 3 exons. Lineage: Eukaryota; Metazoa; Chordata; Mammalia; Artiodactyla; Camelidae. Bases 383 to 778 code for a protein of 131 amino acids.